Molecule: messenger RNA, 379 nt
Organism: Bombus impatiens (common eastern bumble bee)
Lineage: Eukaryota; Metazoa; Arthropoda; Insecta; Hymenoptera; Apidae
Product: rRNA biogenesis protein rrp5-like
Exons: 2
Coding region: 95-307 (70 amino acids)
Source: RefSeq, a predicted model, not a curated record
GGCGUCGAUCAGUCAAAUCGUAACGAGAAUUUAUGACUCCCGUUGACGCUUUUCUUCGAGAUUGCGUCUCCCCGCGAACGUCCGAAAAUACACCAUGAUUGGGAAGUUUAAACAUAUUCCCGAGACAUGGUUUAAUUGUGGAGAAGGAUUAUUAAAAAUGGGUUUGAAGGAAAAAAUGGGGCAUAUUAUGCAGAAAGCAUUGCAAUCUUUGCCAGCAUCUGAACAUGUAAAUCUAAUGGCAAGGUUUGCGAUUAUGGAGAAAAAUUUGGGGGUAAAGAGAAAGCACAAACUCUGUGCAAAUUCUUAGUUCUUAUCCGAAACGGAUGAAUGUAUGGUCUUGUUAUAUUGAUUCCCUGGUUAAACCUAAUGAUAUUUAUAU